Molecule: messenger RNA, 1896 nt
Organism: Amyelois transitella
Lineage: Eukaryota; Metazoa; Arthropoda; Insecta; Lepidoptera; Pyralidae
Exons: 1
Coding region: 54-1121 (355 amino acids)
Biological process (GO): protein transport
Cellular component (GO): cytoplasm
Source: RefSeq, a predicted model, not a curated record
GUGAGCUUGAUAUUGUAGGCAAAAAACGAGUCAGUAGUUAUUGAGAGCUAAUAAUGGGCAUACACUGUCAAAUAAAUUUGUUCAAGCCACCAGAUGGCGCGUUCUCAACGGGAAGCACAGUGUCUGGUGUGAUAAAAUACGGUGUCGAUGAAGUAACUGUUUUUGACAAGAUUGUAGUCUCGUUAAAAGGGCAAGGCGUUUUGAUAGUUCACGAUGAACACAGAAGAAGAGACAAACGUCAUGAAACUUUCAGGCAUACUGAAACUUAUGUCGAUAUUGACAACAUUACUAACAAUGAAAAGAAAUCAUCCCACGAAAUUGGUAUGUACGAAACAAGAUUUGAUUUUAAACUUCCCGAUAAUAUACCAUCAUCCUUGCAUUACUAUGGAAGAAAUACGAGGUACAGAAUAAAGUGUAAUAUAAUAUACUACAUUAGGAUUAAAUUUGAAAGACCUGGGUUUUUACAAUUUGCCAAAAGAUUCAAAAAAGAAUUAACUGUGGUGUCAGCAAUCAAGCCUACGUUAUUGACCGAACCCGUGAUAUAUGGAGAACAAAAGAAACUAUUUCAAUUAUUUUCAAAAAGAAAUAACGUCGUAAAAAUCAAAGCUACUAUUAGAAAUUCAGUAAUAUCGCCUGGUGGUCAAAUUGACCUCGAAUACGAAGUGUCAAAUGAUACGAAUCUGACAAUAAAUGGAGUAGAAACAAAAUUAGUUGAAAUAUAUACUUUUAAAACCUACGGUGGGAGAGAAAUUAAAAUGAUCAAUGAUAUUGAUAGCACAGAUUCAAAAACAGGUUCUAUUAAAAGUGAUGAGAAGCAAAACUUUGACCUCCUCAUGAAUGUGCCUUCUGACAAAACUUCAUUGGGAUUCUCUAAUAUUGUAGCCAGAAAUUAUUUCGUUCGAAUUACAACAGAAUUACCGUUUCCUCAUAUUAAUGCUGUACUUGAAAUACCCGUGGAAAUUAGUGAUGUUAUUCAAGAAAAUCAUGAUCCUCUUCAAGGUACUGAGAUUGGACAAGGACCUCCUGAUUACAAUGAUCCCCCUCCAUCUUACUGGGUAGUGAUGGGUGAAGAAUCGAAAGAUGACGAAUUUGAAAGUGAAAAGGAAAUUGAAAAGUUAUAGUUUUUAAAAUAAAUAAUAGAUACUGGACAAAACUGUAUAAAAACUGUGUAGUAGGCAACAUUGAAAUUUAAAUUAUGAACAACAGUCAAGUGUUUAUCAAAAUAAUCAUUUUUUUAUCAGUUAGUAACAUCAAAAUUAAUUAAUGCAGAUACACAUAUUCCAAUGUAGAGUGCAUACAUUGCAACGUUACUGACUUUCUCAGGCGCACAAACCUUUGUUAAUCAAAUAUAAAAUAUUUUUGGAAUUAGAUUUCUCAUUACAAUUACAAUCUAUUUUAUUUGAAUUACAGGGCUUUCCCUGUAUUAUUUUGUAGGUGGCGUUAAAUUUGUUCGGGUAAAAGCUAGCAAGCAUGGACUGCCAUGCAAAUUUAGCGCCAUCAACAAAAAAAAAAGGUUUGCCCGCGCGAAUUUAGCGCUACCUACACACAUACACUUACGACUUUGAAUUAUAUUUACACGAAAUUUAGUUCAUUAUUAGUUCAGUAGAUAACGCGUGUGUUUUCCAAAAAAAAACAGACAAAUAAACUUACUUUCUUAUUUAUUAUAUUAGUUAGGUUAAGGAUAAGCUAAGAUUACAGCGGGAACAAAGGAAUUAGUUGAGGAUGAAGAUAACGGUGGAAUUAUCAAAUUUAUUCAAAUUACCAUAAUUAAAUGAUUAUUCCCUUUAUCUUUAUCCUCUAUCUUCUGCCAGGAGCUGUUGCUCCUAUAUAUAUAUAAAGGCUGUUUAUUGUUAUAAACAAAAAUAAUUAUACUACAAUACAAUUUAUUACCAAUGA